This is a messenger RNA of Lonchura striata (white-rumped munia), 542 nucleotides long. Lineage: Eukaryota; Metazoa; Chordata; Aves; Passeriformes; Estrildidae. The record is from RefSeq and is a predicted model, not a curated record.
UCGCGCCGAAGCCCCGCCCCCCUGGGCGGGUGCUGGCCUCUGAUUGGUUGUUCUCCGCAGGCGGUGUUCACCUAUUGGCUGACGUCGAACGGCUUCAGCCUAUUGCAGACGGGGCUGCUGCGAGUUCCCGCCCUCCGCGCCAGGUUGGGCGUGGCCCCGCCCCCUUCGGCCAAGGCCACGCCCACUCCCGCUCAAGCCACGCCCCCUUUUGGCCAGGCCACGCCCACCCCGGCCCAGGCCACGCCCCCCGGCCACGCCCCCCCAGCCAAGCCCGGGAUCCUGCAGCAGCUGAGGAAAGAGUGGCGCGAGGCCCAGGCCACGCACGAGGCUGAGCGGCGCCAGUGGCGCCUCAGGAACCACCUGCAGCUGGCGGCCAAAGGUCCGCUCCGCCAAACCUUCGCGCAAAACCCCCUGAACCCCCCCAAAACGGCGCCCUCGGAACCCCCAAAAAGACCCUGGAAGGACACGCUGGGCUGAGGGCGGGAUGGGGGGGUCACCCCCAAAAAUAAAAAAGGCGCGAAACGAGACGCCAGAUUCAAUAA